Molecule: messenger RNA, 521 nt
Organism: Mangifera indica (mango)
Lineage: Eukaryota; Viridiplantae; Streptophyta; Magnoliopsida; Sapindales; Anacardiaceae
Product: subtilisin-like protease SBT2.5
Exons: 3
Coding region: 96-383 (95 amino acids)
Source: RefSeq, a predicted model, not a curated record
ACAUGGAGCUGAAAGCUAAGUCACUCUUAGCAUUCUACUUUGAACUCUCAACUUAGCUUGAAGAGAAAAAAAUAUAACUAGAGAGAGAAUCUGCCAUGGGAGGCUCAAAUACUGAGUUAUACUUUGUUUUCAUGAAUUAUGAUCCCGAGUAUCAGCGUCUUCAAACAGAUCAAACAAAGCAAGGGGCCAAUCAGCUGGAUUUAUAUCUGAGUAAGAAGCACGAUGAGCUCUUGGCUCGCACUCUCGAGCCAGGCAGCUACCGAAAGACAUUGUCUUUGGUCAUUGUUGAUGGGUUUGCUGUGGAGAUCACUGAAGAUCAGGCUAAUUUGCUUAGAUCUGCCGAUGGGGUGAGAGUUGUGGAGAAGAACCAGGAAGUUGCUUAAUGUGUUGCAAGAGAAGAGGUCAAAUAUCACAUUUCUGUGUGUAAUUAUUUCUUGGGGUAUUGCCUGUGAGUGAACUUGUCCUGGGAUGAAUAAUUAUAUUAACAAUAAAAUUAUAUGCACUUAGUUUUGAAUAUUCAA